CUCUUUCUAGUUUACCAUCAAAUUACAAAUACCCAUUUAGGUUAAAUGGAGUGAUUUCCCGUGACCUUCACCUGCAGAAGUAUAAAACAUGGAUAGACUCAUCACCUCCCCAUCCUUUCACUCUUUUUGUCUCUUCUCUCCUCUACCUUUUCUUUGUCUCUCUCUAUAAGAACAUAUAGUACACCAGCCAUAUUUCCAGUCUCAAUCUUCCAAGAUCUCUCUCCCCAUCUUCUUCUUGCCUCCAUUAGAACCCCAAGAAUCCACAUCAGUUCAAAUAGUUUGCUCAGAGGGUUGGAGAUUUACUUAAACAGUGAGGGAGAGGAGGAGAGCUGAGGAAGCAAGCAAAGAUGCCUAGUGCAGCUUCAUUUUUUAGGCAGCUGAGUGGCAGAGAUAGUUGGAGCUCAUCAUCAAACAGAUGGAGCAAGAAGAGCAAAUAUGGUGGUGGUGAAGGGUGCCAGAGAAGUCUGAAGCAAAUGGAAGGGCUUAGGAUGUGUGGAGGUGUGGUUGAGAAUGGUGGGUUGGUGAUGAGGAAGAGAGUGAUGGUUGUGGUUGACCAAUCUGCUCGUGCCAAACAUGCUAUGAUGUGGGCACUCACACAUGUCACCAACAAAGGUGAUCUGCUCACUCUCCUCCACAUUGUUCCUCCCCCUUCUCACAGUUACAAAUGUUCUGAAAGGAUGUCUGAUUCUUCUCCUUACCUUGCCAACUCUCUUGGGUCCCUUUGCAAAGCUUGCAAACCUGAGGUGGAAGUGGAGGCUCUAGUGAUACAAGGACCAAAGCUGUCCACAGUGAUCAGCCAAGUGAAGAAGCUUGAUGUAUCUGUUCUGGUUUUGGGUCAGAAGAAACCUUCUCCACUCAUCAACUGCCUGUGUGGGACCAGCAGUGAGGAGGACUUCGUGGAGCAGUGCAUCAACAAUGCAGAAUGCCUUACAUUUGGGGUGAGGAAGCAAAGCAGUGGCAUGGGUGGCUAUCUUAUCAGCACCAGAUGGCAGAAGAACUUCUGGCUCUUGGCUUAACCAACCACUAACAAGACUUAACUAUAGAAGAAAGGGAGAAACGUGUGUGUAACUGGUUCUUGGUCUCCCUUUGUUGACAACUUGUGUAUCUUCUUCUAAUUUAUUAUCAUCACUGCAACUACAGAUCUCCUGUUCUACUUGUUUUUCUGUGUGACUUUAAACCAGAUGUUAUGUAAAAGCUUGUACUGUGUUCAAAUCUGGAGCAAGAUGUGGAUUUCGGGCCCAAAAUCUAGCUCCAUUCAUCAAUAAAACCAUCUCUCUUCUAUUUGGUUUCCUA
Messenger RNA from Nelumbo nucifera (sacred lotus), 1293 nucleotides. RefSeq lists its product as uncharacterized. NCBI's taxonomy places the organism in Eukaryota, Viridiplantae, Streptophyta, Magnoliopsida, Proteales, Nelumbonaceae. The record is from RefSeq and is a predicted model, not a curated record.